AUGCAGUCCGACACCAUGCUAGAGCCCGCUAACAUCCCGCACCUUCCACUAGAGGUUCUGGUGCCCAUAAUCGCCCAAUCCGAAGAAACGCAAUGCUGCCUUAUCAACUUGCUGAGCAGGGGCAGCUUGAAAUGUGGAGAAUUACACAGUUUCACUACAGUCAUCUACACUCGAGGCGACCGUGACCAAGACGGUAAUUAUGCUCGUGGUUCCAUUGAACCCCUUCCAUAUCGACACCGAUGUGUGCAUGGAAUUGUUCGUGAGAACAGUGAGCCUGCCGUCCGCUUCAACCAAGCUGACGAGCUAUCAGUCGAGCUUCAAAGAUGGCAUCUGACCAAGCGUGUCAAUGUCAUGGAUAUAGGAACCGAGGAAGAUGUCUGUAAGGAGGCACAACGCAUCCUGGAAGAGAAGUGUUCAAAGGAUGGAGCGCCCGGCCUCGAUGCUGACUUUUACGCUUAUCACACUGUUGUUCACGACAUACGCCGCAUCUGGGACAGCAGAAUCUUGGAAGAUGGAGCGUCCGGCUUCGGGGAUAAAUUUGGCUUUUAUCACGGCAGGACUGAAGACUUACUCAACGUCUGGAACAGGGGAAUCUUUGACACUAUCCCACUUGCCAACGACAACGGUAGUGGUGGCAUCAAAGUAGAAACCAGCGAUGGAGCCUACGCCAAUCGCUUAAGUCCCGAAAGCCCCUAA
Molecule: messenger RNA, 696 nt
Organism: Fusarium sp. VM40
Lineage: Eukaryota; Fungi; Ascomycota; Sordariomycetes; Hypocreales; Nectriaceae
Source: the annotation of a GenBank genome assembly